Messenger RNA from Drosophila melanogaster (fruit fly), 2037 nucleotides. RefSeq names its product ionotropic receptor 92a (gene Ir92a). The transcript is spliced from 10 exons. Gene Ontology annotation, cellular component: plasma membrane. The record is from RefSeq and is marked reviewed. Gene Ontology annotation, biological process: detection of chemical stimulus involved in sensory perception; monoatomic ion transmembrane transport. The coding region runs from base 1 to 2037 and encodes 678 amino acids. NCBI's taxonomy places the organism in Eukaryota, Metazoa, Arthropoda, Insecta, Diptera, Drosophilidae.
AUGUUGUUGCAACCGCUGGUGAUGCAUUUAAGCCAAUUGCUUCGGAUUAUAGUCGGUCAAUACUUUGCUGAAUUUCCAUCGAUUUUGAUUGUCUACAAUAACUCGGCCUCGACAACUCCUCUUCAGUUGGAGUAUUUAAGUGCUUUGGAAUUAGUUCUUCGGGAAUUGAGUAAGCCAAUUAGGCUGCAAUGGAUUAAUGUAGCAUUCUUAAAGGACUUAAACGAUCUGGAGGAUCAAGUUAUGGGUGCUUUGAAUAGCAGCGUCACAGAGGGAUUCAUUACGAUCUUAUCGCAAACGCACCACUUUAUUCACGCCCGAUACUACGCCACUCGCAAUGCAAAUGUGCGACUAAAGGAUAAGCGGUAUUUGUUCCUGUGCGAGGACGAAAGCCCUGCGGAAUUGCUCUGCAUGGAUAUACUGCAGUUCUACCCUCACCAUCUGAUGGUCCGACCUGGAACGGAAACGGCCCCAACAGGACCAACAGGACCCCAUCCAGACCCCAGGCGCGGAGGAGGCGCAUCGGUAAGCACGAAAAACAAGGACGAUGGCGAAGGAGGAGCAGGAAACAAAACCACUUCUCCCUACCGCGACAUCAAUUUCGAGCUGUGGACACAAAAGUUUGUCGGUGCCGUUGGUAAUUUGGAUGCCCUGCUCCUGGACGCAUUCUUGCCGAACGAAACUUUUGCCAACCGGGUCGAACUUUAUCCCAACAAGCUGCUCAAUCUGCAGCGCCGCAGCCUGCUCGUUGGCUCCAUUACUUAUGUCCCAUAUACGAUUACUAAUUAUGUGCCCGCUGGCCAGGGCGAUGUGGAUCCCAUACAUCCGCAGUGGCCCAAUCGGUCGCUCACCUUCGACGGCGCCGAGGCAAAUGUGAUGAAGACCUUCUGCCAGGUGCACAAUUGUCACCUGAGGGUCGAGGCCUAUGGAGCCGACAACUGGGGAGGAAUUUACGACAAUGAAUCCAGCGAUGGCAUGCUGGGGGAUAUCUACGAGCAGCGCGUGGAGAUGGCCAUUGGAUGUAUCUACAAUUGGUAUGAUGGAAUCACGGAAACCUCGCACACCAUAGCCCGUUCUUCGGUGACCAUCCUGGGUCCUGCUCCAGCCCCUCUACCCAGCUGGCGCACUAAUAUUAUGCCCUUUAAUAAUCGAGCUUGGCUGGUGCUAAUCUCAACUUUAGUGAUUUGCGGCACCUUUUUGUACUUCAUGAAGUAUGUCAGUUAUCGCCUACGGUAUUCUGGAACUCAGGUUAAGUUUCAUCAUAGCAGGAAGCUCGAGAAAUCCAUGCUGGAUAUAUUUGCUCUAUUUAUUCAGCAGCCAUCUGCUCCUCUGAGCUUUGAUCGUUUUGCCCCUCGAUUUUUCCUAGCCACAAUUUUAUGUGCCACAAUUACUUUGGAGAAUAUUUACAGUGGUCAACUCAAGUCGAUGCUGACCUUUCCCUUCUACUCCGCCCCCGUGGAUACGAUCGAGAAAUGGGCCCAGUCGGGGUGGAAGUGGUCAGCUCCAUCCAUUAUCUGGGUGCACACGGUGCAGAGUUCCGAUCUGGAAACGGAGCAGAUCCUGGCCCGGAACUUUGAGGUGCACGACUACAGUUACUUGUCGAAUGUCAGUUUCAUGCCCAAUUAUGGUUUCGGGAUCGAGCGAUUGUCUUCGGGAUCUCUUUCUGUCGGCGAUUAUGUAUCCACGGAGGCCUUGGAAAAUCGCAUUGUUUUGCACGAUGACCUGUAUUUUGAUUAUACGCGUGCUGUUUCGAUAAGAGGCUGGAUCUUAAUGCCCGAAUUGAACAAACAUAUAAGAACAUGUCAGGAAACUGGACUAUAUUUUCACUGGGAACUAGAGUUCAUUGACAAGUAUAUGGACAAGAAGAAGCAGGAAGUGCUGAUGGACCUGGCAAAUGGGCAUAAGGUCAAGGGAGCUCCCCAGGCAUUGGAUGUGCGCAACAUUGCCGGCGCCCUCUUCGUCCUGGCCUUUGGCGUCGCAUUUGCGGGUUGUGCACUGGUGGCAGAGUUGCUGAUCCACAGAAUGGAUUUAAGCAAAUAA